Molecule: messenger RNA, 830 nt
Organism: Pantherophis guttatus
Lineage: Eukaryota; Metazoa; Chordata; Lepidosauria; Squamata; Colubridae
Gene: RNF212
Product: ring finger protein 212
Biological process (GO): protein sumoylation; homologous chromosome pairing at meiosis; reciprocal meiotic recombination
Cellular component (GO): synaptonemal complex
Molecular function (GO): SUMO transferase activity
Source: RefSeq, a predicted model, not a curated record
AAAGCUAUCUAAUUGAAACAUGGAGUUCUUAAUUGCUGUCUGAUGUUUCAUCUAGUUGGGUAAUGUUUCAUUACCCAACUAGAUAGCAUCAUCAAUGCAAUUCACAUUGAUGUUUCCUAGUUGGGUAAUCAAAAAUCUGCAAACAAAAAAACUAGAUCAGAAAGCACCAAGAAGUCUACAGUUCAACCUUGAGGUGAAUUCAGAUAUCCAGUCACUCUUUAUGGGAUUAGAUGGGUUAUGCAGAAAAUAUUCCAAAGAAAUCACACAAAUUGCCCAGUUUCAGGAAAAACACAGAAGACGUCUAUUAGCACAUUACAGAGAAAAGAUUGCAAAACUAGAAGCAUAUCUUAAGAGAGCAUCACAACAAAUUCAGCAUAUACAACAAUUGCAACAUCGGAAUUCAUCAAAGGAGGUAGAAGUGCCACCUUCAGUAAGGAAAACUGAAACAGUAGCUGGUCCAACAAGAAUAUCACUGAUAAGUCCACCGCAGAAUGGACAUAUGGGUAGUGUUACAUGCAGAAGUUCUCAAUUAUCUGGAAUGACAUCAUUUCAGAGAAACCCAGCAGGAUCUAUAAGAUCAUCUCCAUUAAAAAUGCUCAACGGUGGAAAUUCAUACAUAUCGCCAUUUGCAUCAUCACAAAACUGUAGAAAUCAUAUCCCAAGUACUUUUGGACAGAAAUCUACUCAGCAUUAUCAGUCCACCAGUGCAUCUUUGCUCUCGUCUGGGAUCAAACACCCAAUCACUCUUGUUAACCUUUUACAGAGGCAGCAUUUAGGAUCUACUAAUGUUCCUGGACACUCAUUACAAAAAUAAAAUUACCUGCAACCUC